Messenger RNA from Notodromas monacha, 1957 nucleotides. The record is from the annotation of a GenBank genome assembly. NCBI's taxonomy places the organism in Eukaryota, Metazoa, Arthropoda, Ostracoda, Podocopida, Cyprididae.
AGGAACUUGUGAACUGAUUCAGCUUCUGUUGCCCGUCAUCAUCAGACGUUGUGAAUGGAUUUAAUAGAAUUCAUAUCUUGGCUAUGAGAGUGAAACAAAAUGCAGAAAUAUGAAAAGCUUGAGAAGAUUGGGGAAGGUACUUACGGGACAGUAUUCAAAGCCAAGAAUAAAGAGACCUUGGAAAUCGUCGCACUGAAAAGAAUUCGUCUGGACGAUGAUGACGAAGGAGUUCCAUCUUCUGCUCUGCGAGAAAUUUGCCUGUUGAAGGAGUUGAAACACAAAAAUAUUGUCCGACUCCAUGACGUUAUUCACAGCGAUCGGAAGUUGACCCUAGUUUUCGAGCAUUGUGACCAGGACUUGAAGAAAUAUUUCGAUAGCCUCAACGGUGGAAUAGAUCCAGAAGUUGUGCAGUCAUUCAUGUACCAGCUUUUGCGAGGGCUAGGUUACUGUCAUGCUCGCAACGUCUUGCAUCGGGAUCUUAAGCCCCAGAACCUUCUCAUCAACAACUCUGGGCAGCUGAAGCUUGCUGAUUUUGGUCUAGCCAGAGCAUUUGGAAUUCCUGUUCGGUGUUAUUCAGCCGAAGUUGUUACCCUGUGGUAUCGUCCCCCCGAUGUUCUAUUCGGAGCUAAACUCUACACAACGUCAAUUGACAUGUGGUCUGCCGGCUGCAUAUUUGCUGAGCUCGCAAAUGCCGGAAGACCUCUCUUUCCUGGAAGUGAUGUGGAUGAUCAGUUGAAGCGAAUUUUCAAGCUAUUGGGAACUGCGACUGAAGAAAUUUGGCCUGGUGUCACUCAGCUGCCUGAAUACAAACCUUUUCCGAUUUACCAUCCCACCAUGACAUGGGCACAAGUUGUACCCAAGUUGAACUCGAAGGGAAGAAAUUUACUUCAGUGUUUACUUGUGUGCAAUCCGAUCAACAGGAUGUCAGCGAAUGAAGCCAUGAGACACGCUUAUUUUGAUGAUUUGAGCCCGAACAUUAGAGCUGAAAGAAAGCGCUUGGUGUCGAAAGGGUUAUUGAGAGUGUCGGGCCAUGACACAGCUGAAUUCCUGCAGGGACUGGUCACGAAUGAUGUUGUGGCAUUGUAUUCCGGAAGUUCACAGCAUUGCUGCUACUGUCAUCUACUCAAUGUCAAAGGCCGCGUGGUUUACGACUUGAUGCUGUACAAGCACGGCGAUGACAUUCUUAUGGAAGCUAACGUCGACAGCCUCUCCCGGCUGGCGGCUCUCAUGAAAAUUUACAGGAUCAAGAAAAAAAUUGUCAUAGAGAAAUGCGAAGAUUUCGCCUUGUGGGCUGUGUUCGGAACUGGACAGGAAAAUUUUGAUCCAAAAAAUCUUAUGGCAUUCAAAGAUCCCCGUCUGCCGGAUCUCGGCUGGAGAAUAUUAUCUUCUAGUCAACAUGAUAACGAUUCACUUGGGGACUGUGAUCCCGAAAUCAAUAUCGUGUAUGAUGGGGAACACGGUUGCUACCGACACUUGCGAUACGAUCUUGGGAUUGCGGAAGGAAUGAAAGAACUCAUUCCUGAAACCUGCUUCCCUUUAGAAUGCAACCUUGAUAUUCUAAACGGUGUGAGUUUCUCCAAGGGAUGUUAUAUUGGUCAAGAGCUCACGGCGAGAACGAAACACACUGGUGUCGUUCGAAAGCGGCUUAUGCCAAUCACAUUUCAUGGCGCUUCCUUGCCCGAUUUGAACGGUGCCAAAAUUAUUGAUCCCGUCGGGAAGAAUGUUGGCAAAAUCCUCGCUGUUUCACAGACGCUUCCGAAAGGAAUCGGACUCAUUCGUUUUAUGACAGCUCUUCAGAAUCCGGAAAAAUUGCGGAUUGAUGGAAGUGAUGGAACAGUUGAAGUGCGACUUCCGUUUUGGUGGCCCGCUCAUUUAACGAGUUCCGAAGCUGCUACGAGGUGACGUAAUCUCCGGGAAUGUUAGUUAUUUUCGAAAUGCAGUCGAUGGUGCUUUCAUA